AUGGAAACACUUGAAGCUACAGAUUACAGUUUUUUAACUUAUGAUCCCAAUAAUACUACAACUAAAGAAACGUCAACAAUAGUACCAUCAGCAUCAGCAUUGGAAAAAAAAUCAAAGCCUAAAAGAAGCUUCUAG
Molecule: messenger RNA, 135 nt
Organism: Entrophospora candida
Lineage: Eukaryota; Fungi; Glomeromycota; Glomeromycetes; Entrophosporales; Entrophosporaceae
Source: the annotation of a GenBank genome assembly